AUGGCGGCGCAAGUCGAGAUCGAGGAUGUAGCGUCCGCCACCAACCUUGAUAACGGCGAAAUCUUCAAUCCACUUUCCGACGACGCUGAUUCCUCUCUUGUUUCUGACGGUGCUUCUGGAUCUUUCUCUACCGACUCAGUCGUUCUUCUCGGCGAAGGAAACCCCGAGCGCGACGUUAUCACGACGUGUUUUCUCUCCGGUAUGGGUACCGUCGCUAACGACACGACGAUCGUUGCCGUAAGUAAGAACUCUUCGGAAUGGAUCACGACGAGAGCGAAGUUUCUGGCGUUUAAGGUUUUUACGGAAGCCAUGGCGAGGAAGAACGGCGGAGAUGCAAAUGUCAAGUAUGGUUGGUACGCUGGUUCUAAAGAUGAGAUCGAAGGGAUAAUCUCGUACGGAUUUAGCAGCCGUGAGGUCAGUAAAUUCGAGAAUGAAGCUAGUUCUCAUGGAAUCGGAAUCCAUCUUGUUCCUUCUAAGUGCUCCAUUUUUGCGGCUGCGUCUACAGAGCCAGACGAGGAAGGUUUAAAGCAUCUUCUCUUAUGCCGUAUAAUCCUCGGGAAACCUGAGGUAAUCAUCUCUGGCUCGAAACAAUCGUAUCCGAGCUCGGCUGAUUUUGAUUCUGGUGUGGAUAAUCUCCAUAAUCCUAGAAAGUAUAUCAUAUGGAGCUCUACCAUGAAUUCGUAUAUCUUACCGAGUUAUGUCGUCAGUUUUAGGUCUCCGCAUCUCAGAGUUUUGAGUACACGACCGAGCUCGCCGUGGGUUAGUUUUGCCGCACUGAUGUCAAUGCUGUCUAAGUCGAUGGAUCCUUCAAGAAUGAACUUGAUCGUUAGAACGUACGACGAUUUUCGGAAACGGAAGAUUCGGAGAGACGUUUUGGUUAAGAAGAUGAGGGAAGUGGCUGGAGACAACCUUUUGGCUCAGAUAAUCAAGAAUCAUGGAGGCAGAAACAAGGCCAAUGUGUGA
This is a messenger RNA of Arabis nemorensis, 963 nucleotides long. NCBI's taxonomy places the organism in Eukaryota, Viridiplantae, Streptophyta, Magnoliopsida, Brassicales, Brassicaceae. The record is from the annotation of a GenBank genome assembly.